This is a messenger RNA of Brugia malayi, 306 nucleotides long. RefSeq lists its product as uncharacterized. NCBI's taxonomy places the organism in Eukaryota, Metazoa, Nematoda, Chromadorea, Rhabditida, Onchocercidae. Bases 1 to 306 code for a protein of 101 amino acids. The record is from RefSeq and is a predicted model, not a curated record. The transcript is spliced from 3 exons.
AUGCUCUCUACUGGUUUACUUUUGUCCAUCGUUGCUACGGUUGUACUAUGCGAUGGUGACGCAGAAAGUGUGGUACGUGAAAUGACAAGCACUAAGGAUGGUGCAACAUGGUGUCCAGUACCGGUCAUUGGUACACAAUGUCCAUCAUCAAGCAUUUUUCAUUAUUACAAAUGUUGCGGUACUGCUAACAAAGAAUGCUGUUUCAAUCUACAGACAUGGGUUAUUGUCGUUUUGGCAGUAAUUGCAGUAAUGAUGCUUGCAUCAUUCGUACUUUCAGUUCUACGUUGCUUAUUCUGCCGUCGUUAA